AAAACUGAUCUUUUCAUAAAUAAUUCAGCAAUUAACACAUAUAGAAUGAUAUGACACUUGUUUUUAUAAGGUAGAGAAAAUAGCAAAGACAUCAGGCUUCGUAGGUAGAACUGAAAUGUGUUGACAAUGUCGGUUGAUCUGACUGAGUUGAAGCGGAGCGACUUCCCGUCAUGUGUGCGGCUUGGACUCCUAAAACUGGAGGAGGUGCUCCAGAUGCCUCCAGUCAGCAUCCUACACGAAGUCCAGCAGCACAUCAUGGAUCACUACAUAUUUUGCUGUCGAGACUUUAAUUCCUCCAAAAUCAGGGCUGUGGGGCCAGUGGAAGAGCUCGUGGUCGUUCGAGAACUGGGCCAGCACCUGGGAAAGAUGGUGGACGCAGCGGCAAGGAACACCCUCUUCAUCACCCUCUUUCACCCCUCUUCGCAUGACCCACGGAUGCCUCACAAACUGCGCAUAUUGUCUGCACUGGUUUCGCUUGCCAUUGUAACACACAAUGUCUCCGUGCUGGAGGCAACGGCUGUCUGGAUGCAGCAAGUAUGUUGCCUGAGUGCUUGGAGCGGGGAGGUUUGCCGAGGCCUAGUUCAAGACUACUUCCAGCUCACACCAACUGCACCCCCACACUUUGCUGCUGCCUUGAGGGCACUGCCAACUAUGGCCCCACUCUUCACAGCAAAUCUUAUCACAACACUGUCACAGCUGUAUGCCAAAGUUGGUAGUGGCGAACCAUGUGAACGGCCGCCAGAUGCCCUUGUCUCGACAGUUGUGUGGUGGAUGCAAGGUGCCCCAGGGUCUCCCCCUCACCUGGCACUGGCUCCUCUCACCCACCCACUCCCAGGGGUGUCUCUGCCCAUGACUGCUGUGCCACCCAUUGUUCCUCUGAUGAAAUGGUGUGCUGAAUCUCCAUUCUUUGAAAGUACUGAUGCAGCCUCAGAUGGCCAGGGAAGAAGAGCCAGUCUACCAAAGCUUUCUGAUGGCGAUGGUGCUUUUGAGAAAGGGGGAGGACCUCUUAAGGCGCCAAUGCUAGAGAGUGGUGAAAUGUAUUCACAACUACAUCUCUCCAUCUUGCAGACAUUGCAGAAUGUACCAUCUGUGAGGGCCCGCAUGACACAGAAACAGGUGUUAUGCCCAAAACAGGUGACCAGUGUAGUAGAUGCUGUGUGUGAGAGAAUAAGGACUUGCAGCUCAAAUGAUGACAAUGUGAACACCUCGCUUGACAGAUUAGCGCAGACCAUUUUGGUUGCUCUCCAUACUGAGUGUCUCUCAGGAUCCCUCAGUGACAUGUGGGAUGCCCUGCACAGACUACCCAUCAAGAACCGCCUCAUCAACACACUCCUUAACUCACAUGAAGCCAGGUGACCUAACAUCAGGGUUUCUCUCGGGUCUUGGAACGAGAGGUCACCUACGAGAACUGGGUUAAUUUGAUUUUUUUUUUCCGCAAUUUCUUUUUAUGAUACUUUACAGCCCUAGGUCAUGGUUUGAUUCUAGUAUUGUAUUUUUGUAUGGGAAAUUGUCUCUUUCAUAUUUUAUACAUCACAGUCUGUGAGAAUAAAAUUUUUGAUAGGAUGUCAUAGAAUAGAUGAUUUUUUUUUUCUUUAUGGAUGUAAGUUACUAGAAUAAGUGAUAGAAGGCAAAUAAAGAGAAUUCAUAUUGAAAA
Penaeus indicus is the source of this 1654-nucleotide messenger RNA. RefSeq names its product integrator complex subunit 15-like. NCBI's taxonomy places the organism in Eukaryota, Metazoa, Arthropoda, Malacostraca, Decapoda, Penaeidae. The record is from RefSeq and is a predicted model, not a curated record. The transcript has 9 exons. The coding region runs from base 127 to 1356 and encodes 409 amino acids.